This is a messenger RNA of Rosa rugosa (rugosa rose), 3371 nucleotides long. RefSeq lists its product as uncharacterized. The record is from RefSeq and is a predicted model, not a curated record. Bases 862 to 1872 code for a protein of 336 amino acids. Lineage: Eukaryota; Viridiplantae; Streptophyta; Magnoliopsida; Rosales; Rosaceae. The transcript is spliced from 8 exons.
UAUAUAUAUAUAUUCCGCGGUGCAAUCUCGGCCAUCCAUCCACCCACCGCUUGAUCGUGGCCGUUCACUGUUAAAUGGACCAACCUAUAUAUAUAUAUAGGUGUUGAUCAGAUCAAAGGUGGAGGAAUAUCCAGAAAGAUCGAGAGAGAGCUUGGUGCGCUCUGACCCGGACACAGCCGCGACCCAAGAGAGAAACCCGACCGGAGUGACGCCUUCCGGCCACCGAUCGAUGACUCACGACCACCGAUAUCUUCCUCUAGUCGUCACCGUCACGGUACUGUCCCUAUCUUGAUCGUUUGUCGACUGUGGAGAUCGAAUCGACGCCGAGAAGACCAGACUGCUACGGUGAUUUCGUGGCUAUUUCCGGCGACUCCGGUCACCGAUUUGUCUGCAUGUGUGCACGGCGGCUUUUCCAGUGCUUCUUGGGCUGACAUUGAUAAUGUUCCUGGUCUUAAAACUUAGGGUGAGGCUUGAUCUUGUUGAAAGGCAGAAGUUGUAUCGAAUUGGAACGAAGAAGAAGAUUCUCGUCGUGGUAAUUUUCAUCUCUCUGCAGUACUUUUCUCUGCAAGACAGGAUUUGCUUGAAUGAAUAAUCUGCCUUCUAUUUGGUUGGAGAGUUACCCGAGGAACGGAAGGUUCGCGACUCUCGGAGUAUGUGAGAGGAAGCAUUGGAAUCCAGCAAACUAUCUGGAGCAGGACAGCCUCUGUUCAGGCCAGGAAACAAAAGGCAAUAGCAGAGGAGACUUCUGAGGGAGAGUCUUCUCAUGAUGAAGAUCCCACUGAGGCCACUGUUGUCUUUGCUUGCAAACGCGAUCGAGCUCAAUUCGUCGAAGAGAGUUUUGAAGAUGACGAACCUCUGGGAAUGCGAUUGGUCCGUCAAAGGACCACUGAUCCCUCUCGCCUAAGCGAGGCUGGACCCUCAGCCAAUGCAGAAGAGCCAACUCUCUUGCUAGGUCAAGCAUCAACUAACCCCGUGGCGCCUCUUCCGUCUCCCACAUCUACAGAGCAUCUGCAAGGUCCUACCAUUCUAAUAACAAUCUCUGAUGACGACUCCUCGGAGGAUGAAAGCGUGGAAAGCCACUCUGAGACUUCUGCCGUUUAUGAGGAACUGAUGACGACAGAGAUUCUCACGGCACUAGAGGUCCAAGAGGUGAAUGAGGUGGGGCCUCAUCCUCUUGGUGACCACGUACCAGAUAUUGACCCGACAGCUCGAAAGGAUUCUGUUUGUACCGAGGAGGUGGCUGCAAACGCUGAGGGUCCUAUCGGCGAGACAGUCGCCCCAGAGAUGGAAAAUGAUACUGACGGUGGUGGUGCCCCCCAAGUCUCGCGAAUAAAUGAGACAACCGUCGAAGCCGAGGGCUCUGUGCUUGAAUCUGCUCCACUUUCCCAUGGUGAGCCGCGAGUUGAGUUUCCAGAUUCUCCUGUAGCUGAAGGGACAUACCAACCUGUUGAAGAUGAAGAAACUGAGGAAGCUGUCCACCCUUUUGCAUUGGUGGUUCGUGAUCCUGUGGCGCUUCCGCCGCCUCCUCCUCCUACCAGAUUCGAGAGAUUGAUGAGGGUGUUAGAGGUAACUCCUCCUUCUGCUGUGGAUGAGGCUAAGAUGGUGCUUCACGAACAUCUGGGUCCUCGGGUAUUGGAGACUGACAUCCUCCCGCGAGUCUUGGAAGCUCUAAGGUAUCUUCGCCAGGAGAAGGCAUUGACCCUGCAGCAAUUUAGUGCCAUUGACGAUCUGCUGAAUGAACUUGGUGAGGCCCGCCAACUUCAACCGGCCGCGAACGCCCAGGCUCACGACACUCGAGAGGCUUUGAAUAGCCUCUCUCGAGAAAUGGACAUCUCUCGCGGUAUUUUAAAUGAGCGAACCAACCACCUGUAGGAACUACAAAUCCAAAGGUCCGACUUCAAACUUCGGAUCGAGAAUCUCCAUACUGGUUUAGCCUUUGUUGAAAACGCGAUUGCUACAGAAGAAGCCCAACUCGAUGAACCUUUGGCUGCUUCUGAAGAAAUGGGCCGCAACCUGGCCCAUCUCAGAGAAUGGGCCACUCAGGCCGAAGCUAGUGCUAUUGCGGCGAACCUCCGCGUGGAGGAACUUUGCUUGAAAUUGAGCUUUGCGGGCCAAUUUCUGUAGGCCCCCUCGAAAACCGUUCGGUCUCCUCACAUGCUAUUAAUCCUCUCUUUUUCACGAUUUAAGGCAUUAAUAACUCGUUGAAAAACAACGGUCGUGAAAAAAUAAUCUCGUGAAUAGAACAGUUACCUCCUCGAAAACCGUUCGGUCUCCUUACAUGCUAUUAAUCCUCUCUUUUUCGAGAUUUGGAAUCACUAAUCUCGAUUUACUGACAUCGGUUUUGAAAUUGAGCUUCAUCCAAGGGUGGGGAUUUGCCUGAAGUCCUUAUAAAUAGUUGUAUUUAGGGAAGGGAGUACUCACAACAACUUUUCUGGAAUAUUCAAGAAAUGGCGUUUCAGUCCUUGCUUCUUUUUCUCCUUCUUCACAAAUCUUCCCCUCAUGAAAUGACCUUUACCCUCUAAAUUUUAGGUUUUAUGGCAUAAUCUUAAGCCUGGGUUAGGCCUUAUGGCGUAAUCUUAGGCAACCCCUUGUUUCUCCUUCUAGAAUCCUGCAACUACAAUGCCAGGCUUCAGAUUGGUUUAGAAACGCGAGGGGGCUCCGAGUGUGGGAUCCACGAUCAUGCGAGAUCAUCUUUGUCAUAAUCCUACAAGCAGAGCGAAACCGAGAAAGGGAGGACGGCCACUCUGAGGUUCGUCUUUCCUCCUCUGUUUCCUUCCUUUUGGACCCGGCCCGUGUUGUGCCCUCCAGAUGGAAGGGGCUUUGGUUCUCACCUCCUUCUCCCCCUUUCUCUUCUCGAUAGAAUCUUGGAGGGAUGAGAAGGGAUGGACUCUUUGAAGGAAUGGGUUCAAGCUACAGAAUGGUUGUUCCUGUACUUCACGUCCAGCUAAUGGUGGUUACCAAGGCUAGAGGGGGUGCAGAGACUCAAGCUGAUAUUCGGUUCCUUCACUCUCUGCCCCUCCAGGAGAUAAUGGCGCGGCUCAACCCGGCGUUGGAUUCCAUAGCUGCUUACAAUUGAGGGGGCUCGGGGGCUCCAUUUUCUUUCACUGGAGUCUCCAUUUCUCAUGGAUAAUGUUGUUGGCCAAGCCUAUAUUGGAUUCCUCUGCCGCUUCCAUGUAAAGGGGGCGCAGGGGCUCCGUUACUCCUCUUUUUCCUUCCCCGAAGUCUGCCCCUCCUUGGGAUAAUGGUGCGGCUCAACCCGACGUUGGAUUCCAUAGCUGCUUCCACUUGAGAAAAGAUUCAGAAGAUAUCCGAAGAUUCCUGUUUUGUAUUCUAGCCACUUUUGACUUUGUAAUGAAUGUACUGCUUUUGGC